AUGAAAGCUUUUGCUGGUGUUUUUGUUCUUGCUGGGAUUAUUUACACCUCAAAUGGCCUGGAAUUAUUCCCAUCUAAUCAAGCAGAUACUGGACACUCUGCUCAAUACAAACUCAACACAACCACAAAACUUUUAGUUUCACCACUAAGUCUUACUUUACUCUUGGGUCAACUACUAGUGGGUGCUGAAGGCAAGUUUCGUGAUCAUCUCUAUGAUCUUAUAUCACUUUCCGAUCAAAAAUCAGUUCGUGAUGAAAACGUCUACAUACAAUUUCACCAACAACUCGGAAAUCUUCGAAAACGUCUCGAAAUUGAUGGCAAUCGUCAUUACAAACUGGAUUCUAAUAAUGCACUGUUCUACAACAGGAAUAUCAGACUCCAAGAUAAAUUCAGCCAUGAAUCGAUGACUUUGUAUCAAACAGAACUGUUUCCAUUAAAUUUCAAACGUUCUGAGGUUGCUAUGAAGACUAUCAACAAAUGGGCAUUGGAUCAUACAAAUGGAUUGAUUAAAAGUAUUGUAGCUACACCCCCUGGACCAGAAACAGCUUCUAUCUUUGCGAAUGCUAUAUAUUUCUAUGGAAAAUGGGCUCAGCCAUUCAGUAAUGAGUUGAAUCAUCUCGGGCCAUUCUUUGUAUCAAAAAGUGAUCAACGCCAAGUAACUUAUAUGGUAAACUUCUUAGAACAGGUGCCGUAUGCUGAAAGUAAACGUCUUAACUGUAAAAUGUUGGUAAUGCCCUAUGAAAAUAAUGAACUGGGGAUGUACAUUGUUUUACCAAAUGUUGGACAUCCUCAUGAGCAUGACAUCAGAGCAUUUGCAAGCGAAGCAAAAAUCUCUGACUAUCUUCAGAUGUUAGGUGACUUGAAAAAUCAUGAAGUCAACGUGAAAAUUCCGAAGUUUACGUUGACAAGCAGCAUGAGUCUGUUGAAACCUCUGCAGAUGUAUGCCACCUAUAAGAAAUAUAUGGAAAGUCGUCAGUUUACAACCGAACCGACCAAGUCGACUGCAACUAAGAACUUUAUUGAUGUAUUGGAAGAUAAGAAGGCUCAAUUUGAAUUGUUCAAGCAUAACUUUAACAAUUUCACGUCUGGUUCGAACAUCGAUGAGAUUAUCUUGUCGGCUGCUAGCGUUAAAGGUGAUUUGAGAGUUUCUGAUGUUAUGCAGCAUAUGACUUUUGCGCUUAAUGAGGUGGGAACUGAAGCGGCGGCGGUUUCCGCUGGAAUUGUUGAUUAUAGCGGUGGAGCGAAGAAUUUUCUAGCGAAUAAACCUUUUCUAUUCUUUAUUCGCCACGAAGCUACAGCAGCGACUUUGUUCUGGGGAACUAUUACAAACCCAUCCUAGGUUUUCUUAAUUUAUCAGCAGUUAUUGAAUAAGAUUAGUUUAAGAUGCAGUAUUUAAUUCUUUUAUAAUAAAGAGGCUUUGUUUUAUAAUUAUACAAACAGUCAUUUCUGUGUAAUUUAUAUAAAUCAGAUUGAUGAAACCAUAAACGUCUAAUAAACGUCUAAAAAUGGUCAA
Molecule: messenger RNA, 1512 nt
Organism: Dalotia coriaria
Lineage: Eukaryota; Metazoa; Arthropoda; Insecta; Coleoptera; Staphylinidae
Product: leukocyte elastase inhibitor-like
Exons: 2
Coding region: 1-1338 (445 amino acids)
Molecular function (GO): serine-type endopeptidase inhibitor activity
Source: RefSeq, a predicted model, not a curated record